Hibiscus syriacus is the source of this 1062-nucleotide messenger RNA. RefSeq names its product TLC domain-containing protein 4-like. The record is from RefSeq and is a predicted model, not a curated record. NCBI's taxonomy places the organism in Eukaryota, Viridiplantae, Streptophyta, Magnoliopsida, Malvales, Malvaceae. The transcript has 8 exons. Gene Ontology annotation, biological process: lipid homeostasis. Bases 133 to 960 code for a protein of 275 amino acids. Gene Ontology annotation, cellular component: membrane; endoplasmic reticulum.
UGAAGAAACCUUCUGAAUAUCUAAUUUUCUUCUCUCUGACUACCAUUUUGUUUGUAUCAAGGAAUUGGUGAUUGAAGGAGGGAGGAGACUAAGAGAAGAUGCCCAUGUGCUAAGGCGAUUUGAGAUUCGAAUAUGAGAACAGUGCCUAAACAGACGGUGAUGGCUAUAAAGUCUUACCAUAACCACGCUCAGUUGUUGGUUAAGAACUACUUAUUUGCAGAUCCCUUCAUUCCAUACAAUUCUAUCCUUGGUGGCGUUCUUGCUUGCAAAGUGGCCUAUGAUCUUACCCAGUUAAUCAGCAGUUUUUACAGCAAGACAUACCCUGGUCUUACUAAAAUUCAACGAGUAGAGUGGAACAAUCGUGGCAUCUCUACAGUUCAUGCUGUUUUUAUUUCUGCUUUGUCGUUGUACUUCGUGUUUGGAUCGAAUCUCUUUUCUGAUGAACUUGCUGGUCUUCUCGUCUUCCGAAGCUCACCACUUUCUACUUUUGGGUUAGGGGUUUCCGUUGGAUACUUCCUGUCAGAUCUUGGAAUGAUUUUGUGGCUGUAUCCCUCUUUAGGUGGUAUAGAAUAUGUUAUCCAUCACACGCUUUCCGGAACCGCAGUGGCGUAUUCAAUGUUUACCGGAGAAGCGCAGCUUUAUACAUACAUGGUUCUUAUAUCCGAGGUGACAACUCCUGAAAUUAACAUAAGAUGGUAUCUUGACACAGCUGGUAUGAAGAGGUCCACUGCAUAUCUCAUUAAUGGUGUUGUCAUCUUUUUGGCUUGGCUGAUUGCAAGAGUUGUGCUAUUUGGCUACAUGUUCUACCAUGUCUACUUGCAUUAUACACAGGUGAUCAAGAUGCAUGCUUUUGGCUAUAUGUUGGUUUUCGGGGUGCCAUCCGUGUUAGCCAUCAUGAACUUGAUGUGGUUCAGGAAGAUUAUUACAGGCAUGGUGAAGGUUUUAACAAAGAGGCGGUGAUGGAUAUCGGGAAUACAUGUCUAAUAUUUUCAGGUAUCUGAGAUUUGUACAUUUUUUCUACCACUGCUGCCAUAUGUAUAAAUCAUAGAGAAAGAGAAGGUC